This is a messenger RNA of Paramacrobiotus metropolitanus, 2086 nucleotides long. RefSeq names its product serine protease hepsin-like. Bases 63 to 1841 code for a protein of 592 amino acids. The transcript is spliced from 12 exons. Gene Ontology annotation, molecular function: serine-type endopeptidase activity; protein binding. The record is from RefSeq and is a predicted model, not a curated record. NCBI's taxonomy places the organism in Eukaryota, Metazoa, Tardigrada, Eutardigrada, Parachela, Macrobiotidae. Gene Ontology annotation, biological process: proteolysis.
UUCAUACAUCAAUUCUGUUAAAUAAUAUGUGCCAAGAUGUCAAGGCUCUGUAAAUCCAUAUUAUGCUGCAAAUCUUGAGCUUGCAAUUUCAGCUUCCGAAACUUACGGAGAAUUUUAUAGCGAAUUCAAGAUUAGACCAAUUGAUCAAGACCAAGUGGCAUAAAAUACUGCAUCGAAUUAAAUGGAUUACGUUAUUACCUUAUAUUAUAGUCUAUUGGUCAUCGUUAUCUGAACAUAUGUACAUUACCAUGUUAUAUUUGCACAGACCCGGGGUGCUCGAAUUUCCUUUGCUUUUAUUUAAUAAUCUUGUCUGUCUCAUCGCGAGUUUAGAAAUACCUGAUAUGAUCGUCCCCAGUGUCGUGGACGAUUCUCAUAUCUUUCAGUUAAAAAAUGACGGUGACGUUUUUCAAGUCUUGUCACCCAAUUUUCCUGAAAACUAUCCAGAUAAUCAGAACAUAUCCUACUGGUUUAGAGGAAACGGAAAAGCUAUAAUGAUUAAGUCGGAAGCGAUGAACUUGCAGGCUCUCGAGCCAAGCGGCGUGUGUGCGAAGGAUUAUUUAGUUUUCUGGGACUUGCAGUAUCCAUGGAGCAUCUUGAGGACAGCUUGCGGAAAUGCAUUAUUUCAAGUUAACAGCUACAGCGAUUCUGUUAUGAUGCUUUUUAUCACGGAUUCAUCGCAAAACUUCAAAGGCUUUAAUUUGACCUUAAAAGCCAUUAAUGAGAGUAAAUAUUGCGGGGAGGGAGACUUAAGAUGUGUGUCUGCAAAUAAGGACGAACCGUUAUGCCUGCACAAUGAUCGCAUUUGCGAUGGAAUCCAACAGUGUGCAGGUGGAGAAGAUGAGAUUUGUACGCAAGAGUGCGGAAUUCCACAGGUUAUAACAGAUGAAAACCGCAUUGUUGGUGGCGUCGAUGCUACUCCAAGCGCUUGGCCAUGGCAGACGGACGUGAUCAUCAAUAAUUACACCGGUUGUGGAGGAUCUUUGAUUGGACCUGGUUGGGUUGCGACCGCUGGGCAUUGUUGCUCUCAGUAUGGCCAGCGGUUUCCUUUACAAGACUACAGGCUUAGAUUCGGAUAUCAGAAUUGCAAGGACAAAACUGACGGUCAGACAAUGCUUGUAGAUCAAAUGUUUGUCCACCCCAGAUUCACCGAGAGCAGCACUGGAGCGAAUUAUGAUUACUGUCUCUUGAAGCUAAAACAGACGGUGACCUUUGGGCCGAAGAUCCAGCCAGUUUGUCUUCCGCGUCCGUUAACAAUGCCUGUGGCUGGCACGGCAUGUGUGGCGACAGGGUGUGGCAAUACUGUGGCAUGGAAAGGCACCCAAUCAGGAAACGUAACCAUUCCGGACAAACUGCAAGUUGUGAACCUCAACACUGUAGCCAGUUCAGAAUGCGUCAAGGCCUUUCACAUGUUGACACCGGAGAUGAACUGUGCUUUCCAAUCUAACAAAGACACAUGCCAAGGAGAUAGCGGUGGUCCCCUUGUCUGCAAAGGGCCUGACUUCAGCACUACCCAGUACCAAUUAGUAGGAAUCACGUCUUAUGGAUUCGGAUGCGCAUCCGGAUUGCCAGGAGUUUUUGCGGAUGUUCCUCGACUGAUGCCUUUCUUGAUCAAAGUGUUGUAUCAGACCCAGAGGUGGGGAUGGUUCAGUAACACAGCCGUGCCUACUCCUCCUCGGCGUCCUGACGGAGGCAUGUACGAGCCCCGAGUAAACAAAGUUCUUCCGCCCGAGCAGCUCGAUGCCAAUGAGAGCAGUGCCCAGCCCUUGCUACCGUCAUGUACGAGUAUUAACACAAUCUUUCCUUGCUUGUGCAUUUUAAAACUAGGGUAUUUUACACUAUAGCAAUUUUAUUUUUAGUAACACAUUUUCUUACUAACAUUUUUGGUUUUACUUCUCUUUGUUUUCCCAUUGUUUUGAAUCCAAGUCUAUUUUCGAAAAUUUUAAACUUUCAUUUACUCUGUGGUCUGUUAAAACCUGCAAUGUUUCUAUGCAAAUAGUGAUACUCUGUUACUGUUUCAUAUGAUAUUGUAAAGUAUGACGUGUCGGUGUCUCAGUAGUACUGCUUACAAUUACAAGGUUGGAAAGCU